This is a messenger RNA of Ochotona curzoniae (black-lipped pika), 565 nucleotides long. RefSeq names its product 10 kDa heat shock protein, mitochondrial. Bases 73 to 381 code for a protein of 102 amino acids. Gene Ontology annotation, cellular component: mitochondrial matrix. NCBI's taxonomy places the organism in Eukaryota, Metazoa, Chordata, Mammalia, Lagomorpha, Ochotonidae. Gene Ontology annotation, molecular function: protein folding chaperone; ATP binding; metal ion binding. The transcript has a single exon. The record is from RefSeq and is a predicted model, not a curated record.
CCCCGCGAGGUCGGCCUGUGGGGCGUCUCUCUCCUUGCGGCGGCGCGCACGAGCAGAGCAGGAGCUGCGGCCAUGGCGGGACAAGCAUUUAGGAAGUUUCUUCCUCUCUUUGACCGGGUGCUGGUGGAAAGGAGUGCCGCAGAAACCGUCACCAAAGGAGGCAUUAUGCUCCCGGAGAAGUCUCAAGGGAAAGUGUUGCAGGCGACAGUAGUGGCUGUGGGAUCGGGCUCUAAAGGAAAGGGUGGAGAGAUUCAGCCAGUUAGUGUGAAAGUUGGAGAUAAAGUUCUUCUCCCAGAAUAUGGAGGCACCAAAGUAGUUCUAGAUGACAAGGAUUAUUUUCUAUUUAGAGAUGGUGACAUUCUUGGAAAAUACGUAGAUUGAAAUCUGUUGAGAUGGCAUCACAUGAAGCUGCCCAUUCCAGUGACGUUCUGAAAUCUUUCAUCAUGUAAAUAAUUUCCGUGUCUUCUUUUAUAAUAAACUAAUGCUGUCUAAUGACGCCCAUUGUCUCAAAACUUUAGUUCCACGGUUCCGGUGUAAACAUUUCCAAAUAAAAUAUACAAACAAA